This is a messenger RNA of Aureobasidium subglaciale EXF-2481, 2538 nucleotides long. RefSeq lists its product as uncharacterized. Bases 90 to 2261 code for a protein of 723 amino acids. NCBI's taxonomy places the organism in Eukaryota, Fungi, Ascomycota, Dothideomycetes, Dothideales, Saccotheciaceae. The record is from RefSeq and is a predicted model, not a curated record. Gene Ontology annotation, cellular component: nucleus. Gene Ontology annotation, molecular function: nucleic acid binding. The transcript has a single exon.
UCUCAACUGUGUACGAAGACUAUUGGACGAAACAGUAAGCCGACCAACUACCUAUUUUGCAUGGAUUUCAGUAUCGUCGGAAGUGGCGAAUGAUACCCUACCGAGCCUUGCACCUCAAAAAUGGUGUAAUUCGUUUUGUGGUCAAACCAUCAUCGAUUGUCCCAUUCGGCUUUCCUACGUCCAUUCCCAUUAGGACUGCUCGUCGACAUCUGAGCUUACUUCCUGCUGAGCCAACUGAAACAACUAUCGCCUCUGUCAAACCAAGUGUCGAAUCCGUCCAGGCCGCUUCUACACCUUCCAUCGACCUUGCCAUCGCGUCAGUCGAAACUGAAGAAGCAGGCAUGAACUCUCAGAAAGAAGCCGAACUCCUGGCGAUUCAGCAUAUUCUCGGUCUCAAAAAUGCAACUGAUGACUCUGUCAAAAUCAAGCCCAAGGAUCUUGAGCGAUUGGAACGUCUGAAAGCUGCCGAGCCUGUCUUUGUCUGUGUUGAUCUGGAAGCUUAUGAAUUUGCUCAAGACAAGAUCACCGAAGUCGGCGUAUCUAUUCUGGACUCUCGAGAUAUCGUUGGUACUGAUGCCGGUACUGAUGGCACGGCCUGGCUUUCCAAGAUCAGGACUCGUCAUAUGAUCAUUAAAGAAUACAAGCAUCUCGUCAACAAGCGGUUUGUUCAUGGUUGUCCCGACAAGUUCAACUUUGGCAAAUCCGAGACUGUUUCGCUGAGGAAUAUUCACCAAACCUUGACCCAACUCUUCGACGACCCUUCGCCUAGAUCAAGUCGACCAUCUGAUAGCGGAUCGAGAAGGCUUAUUCUCGUUGGCCACGGGCUUUCUAACGAUACUGCGUACCUCAACAAGCUCAAGUUUGCUCCUCAUGCACGUGGCAACAUUAUCCAGGAUGUCGAUACUCAGAAAUUCGUCGGUUCCAAGAAGCAAACCGUCGGCCUGAACAAGCUGAUGUUGGGACUUGGUGUCGAAGCGGAAAAUCUCCACAAUGCAGGAAACGAUGCCGCAUACACACUGCAAGCACUUGUCUUGAUGACGGUCCAACACACGAAUGAGCCUGGUGCUUAUAUCAACGCCGUUGCGAAUGCAAAGGCCAAGCUGGAUCCAGCGAAGCAGCGUUAUAAAGAUCACAAGGCGAACAUAGCAAAAUUGAAGGAGCUGAAGCGCGCCGAGAAGAAGACAGCAGCCCUACCUGUAGUCGAGGCUUCGCGUGAUCAAAUUGCAACAGCCCCUCCGUCAGUUGAGACAAAGGCACCAAAUCCAGCCCCGAGGAUCACAAAGAUACCACUCAAUGGCUCAGUUAUCAGCAGUCUAGAUCGUUAUGGUCUAUCGAAGUCAAUGGCUGAAUCCGAUUCUGUGCCUGUCGAGACCUUGUUACAGGAGGAAGUAAAACGCGAUAACGAAUUGGAUCUUCAGGAAUGGAAUCUUAUAGCCCCGAGAAACCCUACACGACCGCCGCCUAAUCGAGAUGAGCUUCGCGCUCGUGAAAGAGCUGCCAGAAAAUUACUUCGGGAAAAUAAAGGGAACAUACCAGAUUUUAAGAGGAUCAGUCUUGAUAUUUGUAAUGGACACGCUUCUUUUCCAGCCCCUAAACCACUUAUCGGUUCAUCGGAGCCUGAAUCUUCAACCAAGAGGAAGAGUUCUGAUGCUGAGCCUGACUCAGUCGAUCACUACACAAAGCAUGCAAAAGCAAGUCUGAGUACUGAGCGGAUUAAGACAAGGUCACAAGCUGUUCGAACACCGGUUGAAGACGAUCUAUGGGUUGAAGAUGAUGACUAUUCGAUCUCCCCUGCCUUUGCGUCGGAUGCUACCAGUCGUUCGAGCGUGCCAGACUCGAAUCGAACAUCACAACCCUUUGAAGAUGCAUCAAUCAAGAUAACAAAAGCGCCUACAGCGGUGCGGUCAAAACGCGAGGAAGCAGUUCAGCAAUCCUUUACGAUUACAAAAAUACCGAUUGACAAAAUACCAACAGAAGUAGCCGCAGAAUACCACCAGGCAACCAGAGUUCGUCAUCAUGGGUGGCAGAUUCCCCUGACAACAUCACCGCCGUCUGGCAAGAACAGAAAGCUUGAUACUUCAGCAGAGAUAGCUCCAUCGAAAUUUGUGGAUGAGCUUGCGAAAUUGAAAGAUGAGACGCUACAGGACAGGACUACGGGUAGUGGAGAGAAGGGCGCAUCGAGCUUUUUGGAUCAGGAAGUUGAGGCGCAUCGGGAGAAGAGGGCAGAGGAUCAGCGCUGGGGUGGGUCUGGCUCCUCGUGAGGAUAUACUGAAAGUUGGCGUCGAGGGCCUGAUGAGCUUCGAUGAAGACCCUAAGGUGGUUCUUUGGUGUUUUGUGCGAACACUUCACACAACGUCAACGUGCUUUGUUGGUUUAGAAGUGUGUUGGAUAGCACGGUCUGUGUGUUUGGCAUUGCAUCAUUUUCACUGAUCUAAACGAGAUAGAGCAAUCUCAACCAUGAUAGGAAACAUUACACAGAUUUUCAAUAAAAUAUCUACUUAGCUUUGAUGAAGAGCUUGUAGUAUACAAGCAGAGGCU